Colletotrichum truncatum is the source of this 1875-nucleotide messenger RNA. Its product is annotated as patatin-like phospholipase. NCBI's taxonomy places the organism in Eukaryota, Fungi, Ascomycota, Sordariomycetes, Glomerellales, Glomerellaceae. Gene Ontology annotation, biological process: arachidonate metabolic process. The record is from RefSeq and is a predicted model, not a curated record. Gene Ontology annotation, cellular component: membrane.
AUGGACCUAAAUGGGGUCAGGAGGAGGGAUACCACCAAAGGGCCCCCCCUCCGCAUCUUAUCGCUAGAUGGUGGAGGAGUCCGUGGUUACUCGAUGCUUAUCAUUAUCCAAGAGCUCAUGCACCGUACCUACGUCGAGAUCGAAGGAAGAGCCCCGCACCGAAACGAAAUCCCCAAACCUUGCGACCACUUCGACCUCAUUGUUGGAACGGGGACUGGCGGCCUCAUCGCGCUGAUGCUCGGUCGAUUACGUCUAGACUUGGAGACGUGCAAACAGCUCUACGUGAGGCUUACACGUAUGGUGUUUGAAACCGACAAGACUAUCGCUGGGAUCCCCUACCGAUCAACUCUGUUCAAGGCUUCGAAGCUAGAGGAGGCCAUCAGGGAAGCAGUCAGGGAGCACACCAUUAAUGAGAAAGAGGGCAACGAUGGGACCGAGAACGAUAUGAUUAGCCCUCUCAACUCGGCUGCUUAUUCUAGCGCAGCCUCGGGCCCUCGGAGGCACAGUAGUAACGCGAGUACUGUUAGCUUUAGUGCACGCAGCCCACAGGCUCAGAUGUCAAGGCCUGCAUUCAACUCGCGUUAUGGAAACCCCAAUGCUAGGCUAUACGACGCAAGAGAAAACAGGACCAAGACCGCUGUACUAGCAAUGUACAAAGGUUCUCGCAGAGGGAGUCCCCCAGCUAUUCUGCGAUCCUACGACUCGAGGAGAGAACCCCCGCCAGAGUUCGACUGCAAAAUUUGGCAGGCAGGUCGGGCAACUUGCGCCAUCGGCCUCGCUUUCAAGCCGAUUCAAAUUGGUCAAUCUGUUUUUCAUGACGACGGCGCCGGCACCUUCAACCCUGCCCCGGAAGCUUUGGACGAGGCGGUAGUGAAUGAAUGGCCUGGCCGUGAGGUCGGCGUCUUCGUCAGCGUUGGGACCGGUAGACGACCGAAGGGUAGUGAUGCAAACCAGCAAGUGUGGUACGAGGGCUUCAUGGGAGAGUUUGCCGAGGCGCGUCGAAAGCUCAUCUCUAAAAUCGAGGGGUGUGAGGUGAUCCACGAGCAGAUGAGGAAGGACUAUCUCUCAAAGAGGAACGUCAGUGUUGACAACUACUACCGUCUUAAUGUGGAGGUUGGCGUUGGCGAGUUUGGUAUGAACGAAUGGCACCGCUUGGCCGACAUCAGCACUGGUACACGGCAAUAUCUUCGGCGGGAAGCCGAGCAGAAAAUGGUCCAAGGUGCGUCUGCGAAACUGGCCAAGAUCCAUAGGGCAAAUAUACGGUUUGCCCGUUUACCAGAUGUUCCGGAGCUGGUCAAGUCCACUUCGGAUGCUAGCGAGCCGUUUGCUGUAGAGCUGCCAGCCGAGAUCCCUUCAUCGUGGCCACCGCAUAACACACCACCCAGCCGUCAGUCAUAUGAAUCCGGCAUGGAGAAUUUGCAUGUUCCUUCGCCUCUCAGCCCUUCACCGAGGAGCUCUGGCGAAAGACUGCAUGCACCGGUCGCUGCACACACAGGAACACCCCCCGUCGGGCAACGACCGCCGCCACCACCAAGUACACAUUCAGUGGGCACAAACGAAGACGAAGUCGACAGACUAGUUGUUACAGCGCCUACACCAUCACAAUACAGAUAUGCGGCCGGUGCGGAUAAAAUUGCUAUCAUGAGCCCAGACGAGUAUCCCAGAUGGCAAAGCCCACCACCAAACGGGCAUGUACAACAACAAUCACUGCAGCCACAGCGCAUUCCACCACCACUGCCUCCUAAGACACCACUUCCAGAACAUCAAACGGGCGGAAACCGUCGUCCAAUUGGCGCUACCCCACUGCCUUACCCUCUUGAUGAUGAGCCUCCACCAGUAAAUAUGGCAAGGAAGCCAGACUACCGUGGGCGGUAG